AUGAAGGCUACCCCAUUGCUGAUAUCAUGGCAUAACGAUAAUGCCCCAAUCUACUCGGUUCAUUUCGACCCUAAUGGUAGAGGUCGCCUGGCGACGGCCGGAAAUGACAACAAUGUCCGCCUAUGGAGAGUGGAAUCGACAGGCGAAGAACGAAAGGUGUCCUACCUGAGUACACUGGUGAAACAUACACAAGCCGUCAAUGUCGUUCGUUUCAGUCCAAAAGGCGAGAUGCUGGCAUCUGCUGGAGACGACGGUAAUGUGCUCCUCUGGGUACCGUCGGAGCUGCAGACCCAGCCUCCACUGGGAGAGGAUCGGUCGGAUGAUAAAGAGACAUGGAGGGUGAAGCAUAUGUGUCGUUCAUCCGGAGCUGAAAUUUAUGACCUUGCGUGGUCCCCAGACGGCGUCUUCAUCAUUACAGGGAGCAUGGACAAUAUUGCACGGAUAUAUAAUGCUCAAACAGGACAAAUGGUGCGCCAGAUCGCGGAGCAUUCACACUAUGUUCAAGGAGUAGCUUGGGAUCCUCUCAACGAAUUCGUGGCUACGCAAUCAUCCGAUAGAUCUGUACACAUCUAUAGCUUGAAGACAAAAGAUGGCCAGUUCACACUUACCUCUCAUGGCAAGUUUUUGAAGAUGGACUUGCCAGCCAAGCGUAUCUCAGCCAGCAGUCCCGCCCCCCAGGAUACCUCUGUCCGGUCGCAGCCGGCUACUGCCAAUGCGGCUGCAAUCACUUCUCCGGCGCCGUCGACUCCGGGCACGCCAAUGGCUAAUCUACCAAUGGACCCUCCACCCGUAUCCCAUAGUCGCAGGUCGUCAUUUGGUUCCUCCCCAUCAAUCCGCCGCUCUGCGUCCCCGGCGCCAUCUCUACCGUUGCCAGCGGUGAAGCCUCUAGAAGUACCGUCACCGGGGCUCCUAGGUGGACUGGGCGUCAAGAAUGCUAAUAUCUAUGCCAACGAAACUUUCACGUCCUUUUUUCGGCGAUUGACUUUCGCACCCGAUGGCAGCUUGCUGUUUACACCGGCGGGUCAGUACAAGACUUCACAUAUGUCUGCGACAGAUCCCACCAAAACUACAGACGAGAUCAUCAAUACCGUCUACGUUUAUACUCGGGCAGGUUUUAACAAACCCCCAAUAUCCCACCUCCCAGGCCACAAGAAGCCUUCUGUUGCCGUGAAAUGCUCUCCCAUUUUCUAUACAUUGCGACAGGCCUCCCAACCGGCUCGUCAUAUUACUUUAGACACUUCUUCUGGAGAGGAGACAUUUGCUUCUCUUCCUGAUCCGGUAGUAAAUUCGACAACUGACCGUCCAUCUAUGGAGCCUCCAACAUCGGCACAUAAUGCGGGUGACCCGGCAAAGAUCAACCAGACAUCAAAGGAUGAGAGCCCUUCCACCACUCCAGGACCCAUGCCUGUUUUCGCCUUACCAUAUCGAAUCGUAUAUGCUGUGGCUACUCAGGACUCCGUCUUGGUGUAUGAUACUCAGCAACAGGCUCCGAUAUGCGUAGUCAGCAAUUUACACUUCGCAACCUUUACUGACUUAACAUGGUCGAAUGAUGGGUUGACUCUGAUAAUGAGCUCAUCGGAUGGCUUCUGUUCUACCCUUACGUUUGCACCGGGAGAGUUGGGUCAACCCUAUACUGCUCCAGUGUCAACCGCUCACCAGACUUCAACUUCUGGCGUACAGCCCACAGGUCAUGUACCAAACCCGGCGAAACCAAGCCCGGGAAUGGCUCCAGGCAACGCAACUCCAAUACCCCCAAUGCCUCCAGCAAGCCCUGCGCGGUCUAAUUCUGUAUCCUCGAUUGCUACGCAAUCUACUGCUGUGCAGCAAGCCACGGGAUCUGUUGUCAAUAACCCGACACCGACACUCGGAUCGGUGCCGUUAGUCACAGCAACGCAUUCAUCACAACCACCAACUCUGCCACUUACUACGCCGCCGCAGACACCGAUGUCAGCCGUCUCCCAAAGCGGGACAAGCACUAUUAGCAAUAGUGUUCUAGGCAAGCGAGCCAGCGAGUCUGAAAAAGAGGAAAUUAAGGAUCAGAAUUCUGUCCCACAAGUACAACAGCCGAAGAAAAGACGAGUAGCACCGACUCUCGUUUCUACCGGCAACGGCCCUUCGUCAAAAGAUGGCCCCCAGAAUACCGACGUUGGCGGCUAA
This is a messenger RNA of Aspergillus oryzae RIB40, 2157 nucleotides long. Its product is annotated as putative chromatin assembly factor 1 subunit B. The record is from RefSeq and is a predicted model, not a curated record. The coding region runs from base 1 to 2157 and encodes 718 amino acids. Gene Ontology annotation, biological process: DNA replication-dependent chromatin assembly; nucleosome assembly. The transcript is spliced from 6 exons. Gene Ontology annotation, cellular component: nucleus; CAF-1 complex. NCBI's taxonomy places the organism in Eukaryota, Fungi, Ascomycota, Eurotiomycetes, Eurotiales, Aspergillaceae. Gene Ontology annotation, molecular function: protein binding.